AUCCCCAUGAGCGACCAAACGCACUUCCUGCGCCGUGCGCGUCAACUACUUCGGGAAAGCCCCCUUGUCGAUGGACACAAUGACUUUCCCUACAUGAUCCGUGGGUUCUACGGCAACAACCUUGAUGAUGCACGUCUGCAGGAUACUCCAAUUGGCCAGACAGACCUUGAGAGACUUCAUCGGAGCCAAUUGGGCGGCCAAUUCUGGAGUGCAUAUGUACCGUGUUUUGCCUUGACAGAUAGCGAAAAACAUAGCCGACAACCGAAUGAGAUGGACCUGCGAGCAGUCUACGACACGUUGCAGCAGAUUGACCUGAUUCACAACUUGAUGUCCAAGUAUGCACAUGUAUUUGCCCUCGCAUGGAACUCCAGCGACAUUUUGCGCAUCUUUCAAUCCGGGCGACUGGCAAGCUUCAUCGGCGUCGAAGGUCUGCAUCAGAUUGGAAACAGUGCCAGCGUGUUGAGGAGCUUCCACCGCCUAGGCGUGCGAUAUUUGACUCUCGCGCACAACAAAAACAACAGAUUCGCAGACUCGGCGAAUGAUUCGUCCCAAAUUCAUGGUGGGCUAAGUUGCGACGGCCGGAGGCUUAUCCGUGAAAUGAACAGAGUAGGCAUGAUCAUAGAUCUCUCGCACACGACGGAAGCUGUACAGCUUCAGGUGUUGGACCUUUCAACUUCCCCUGUUAUAUUUUCUCACUCUUCGUGCUACACCCUAUGCCCACACCCCCGGAAUGUCACGGACCAAGUUCUCGCCAAGUUAAAAGACAACGGGGGCAUCAUCAUGAUUUGUUUCCUCCCUGAGCUCUCCAAGUCGGCGCCAGAUGUGGCAAGUUCUCUCCAAAGCGUGGCGGAUCACAUUAUUUACGCAGUGUCGAAAGUCGGCUAUGAGCAUGUGGGGAUUGGAUCCGACUUUGACGGCAUGCUUGAGGGUCCUGAAGGUCUGGAUGAUGUUGCUUGCUACCCGGCAUUGAUUGCUGAACUGUUGAGGCGAAAUAUGAAAGAGGAGCAUGUCAAAGCAGUGAUGGGUCUGAACGUCAUUCGAGCCAUGGCCGGCGUGGAAGCCGUCGCUCGUCGUGAGACUGAACAAGGCGUGCCUGCCUUGAAUGAUCAAAUACCGAGUAUCUGGACCGCUGAGCAAAAGCAGAUGCUUAUCAAACAAGGGCAGAGGCGAGGGUUACUGGCGAGCUCAGACCUUUGA
Messenger RNA from Exophiala dermatitidis NIH/UT8656, 1197 nucleotides. RefSeq names its product membrane dipeptidase. The transcript has 6 exons. Lineage: Eukaryota; Fungi; Ascomycota; Eurotiomycetes; Chaetothyriales; Herpotrichiellaceae. Bases 7 to 1197 code for a protein of 396 amino acids. The record is from RefSeq and is a predicted model, not a curated record. Gene Ontology annotation, molecular function: metallodipeptidase activity. Gene Ontology annotation, biological process: proteolysis.